This is a messenger RNA of Bombus pyrosoma, 1397 nucleotides long. RefSeq names its product L-galactose dehydrogenase-like. Gene Ontology annotation, cellular component: cytosol. The transcript has 8 exons. Bases 57 to 1136 code for a protein of 359 amino acids. Lineage: Eukaryota; Metazoa; Arthropoda; Insecta; Hymenoptera; Apidae. Gene Ontology annotation, molecular function: L-galactose dehydrogenase activity. The record is from RefSeq and is a predicted model, not a curated record.
AAGUGUCUUAGUCCUUGAACGUCAAAAAUAGCAAGUAAUUAAUAGACAUACGAAUAAUGUGUUUAUUCAAGUGCUCCUUACGCUCUACUGUGAAAAUCGUGCGAUGUAUUUUAAGUGUUAAAUAUAAAUCAUCUUAUACAAAUAUGUUACCAUCGACAUACGUCGAAGGUUUUCAUGAUCUGGAAGCCGUUAAGGCUAUGGAAUAUAGACCUUUCGGCAAAACCGGAUUAAUGGUCAGCAAAUUAUCAUUUGGUGGCGGACCGCUUGGUUGUCAUUAUGGUACGUAUGAUGAAGGUCAAGCAAUUGAAGCGAUACGUCAAGGAAUAAAACAGGGGAUCAAUUACAUUGAUACCGCACCAUGGUAUGGUCAAGGUCGCUCCGAAGCUACUAUUGGAAAAGCACUGAAAGGCAUUCCACGUAAAGCAUAUUAUAUCGCGACAAAAGUCGGACGAUAUGAAUUAAAUUACGAAAAUAUGUUCAAUUUUUCCAAAGAAAAAACUAGAAGUAGUUUCCUUGAAAGCUUGCAACUUUUGGGUUUGGAUUAUGUUGAUGUCAUCCAAGUUCAUGAUAUCGAAUUUGCACCAAGUUUAGACGUGGUAAUUACACAAACCUUACCAGAACUGUCAAGACAAGUUGCGGAGGGCAAGGCAAAGCACAUUGGUAUCACUGGAUAUCCGAUAUCCAUUUUGAAGGAAUGUAUUGAGAAAAGUAAUAUUAAAAUUUCUUGCAUACUGAGCUAUUCAAGGCAUACGCUAAUAGAUAAUACUUUGUCUGAAUAUAUUCCAUUUUUCAAGGCACAUAAUAUUGGUAUAAUUAAUGCCUCUGCACCAUGUAUGGGACUUCUAACUAAGAAGGGUCCACCAACUUGGCAUCCCAGUUCAGAACAAACGAAAAAAAUAUGUGCAGAUGCUGCUGCAUAUUGUAAGGAUCAUGAUAUAGAAUUAGUCAAGUUAGCAUUAUGGUAUUCUAUGCAAUGCAAAGAUAUUGCUACAUAUUUAGUUGGAAUGCAAAAUUUAAAAGAACUGCAGAUAAACCUUGAUGUUGUUAAAAAUGGAAUUACAGAUAAGGAAAAAGAUGUGCUUCAAGAAAUUCAGGAAAAUCCCCGUUCUCAAAGAUUUUUAAAGUAUCUGAUCUGACAAGGGAUUACAUUCUAUCUACUAUAUUUCUAUGAUAAAUAACUACCUAUUAUACUUAAGUUGAUAUGAAUUUGGUAAGUUGUCAAUUAUUAAAACAAGAGUUCUCGCUUAAUAAAUCAUUUGGACUCAUAACAAUAAGGCAAUGGUUAAUUGAUAAUACAUGAAAUAAUUCAAUUAUACUUAUGUCCAAAAUUAAAAAAAUUCAGGAACAGAAAUUAGAGAUUUCUUCUUAUAAUAAAAAAAUAUAAAAUGAUCCUUCUU